UUCCACCCAACGUAUCUCUUUUGCGUUGUUCACUUUCUACUUGGCCAUGACUAUCCAGCCAACUCGAUCUAUAGAUAGCCUACCUACAUGUGUGAAUGGAAACACAGGUAGGUGUGUGCGCAUGUACUAAUUUACAAACUAGAAAGGAGUUGUUGGUCCCUGCCUUACUUAGACAGUCCCCCUUCACACGCAACUUCCAACCGACCAAUGAUCUCAUUGAAUCACAAACGCUGGCUCUGUGCGACCGCGUCCCGUUUGUCUCGUUGUAUAGAAAAUCCCACCCCUCAUCCUCUACUCACCCCUCAACCAGCCCUCUCUUGACCUGCGACUCAACCUCAACCAUAACCUAUCGAUAUCUCUUUGCCGUAAAACACCAGCCAACACCCUACAAGCUUUACUUCGUGAGCCAUCCACUAUGAAGCUCCUCUUCCUCCUCGCAGGCGCCCUCGUCGGCCGUCAGACCUCUGCCAUGGCCAUCGCCGCAGAAGGCCCCACGAGCACCUUCUCGCUCGCUCCUCCUGCGAACCCAUCCGAUAUCCCCAAGUUCUCCGAGAUCCCGCUUUCGCUGGUCCCUGGCUUGACUAUUAGCCACGGUCUGGCUGCCACUUCGCUCGCUGCUCCUACAGCGCCCUCCAGGGCUUCCAACGGCAUGGCAUUCAAGGAUCCUGGCGUGGCUCUUGGUCGUUAUGGACCGGCCGUUGUUUCUCUUGUCCACCCGGCGGCGCCCUCUGACACUCUCGGUGACAAUGAAGCGCGUGUCAAGGUUCUCCCGCCUCAUACUAUCAUCUCGGGACGCCCGCGCUAUCCUUCAAAUUUGCCUCCCUCCAUUGAGAUUUACGAUCGAGAGGUGAAUGAUGAUGAUGAUGCGAUUGUGUGUUUGAUUCCUGGAGGAUGCGAUUCAAACGCCGUGGAGGCCCCCGAGCCUACAAUCUUCACCACGAACGCGGCCACAUCUGCGGAUUUCCAGCCUACCACUCUGGCUACGUCUACACUCAAGUCAGACUAG
Periconia digitata is the source of this 1006-nucleotide messenger RNA. The record is from the annotation of a GenBank genome assembly. NCBI's taxonomy places the organism in Eukaryota, Fungi, Ascomycota, Dothideomycetes, Pleosporales, Periconiaceae.